Messenger RNA from Geodia barretti, 1095 nucleotides. The record is from the annotation of a GenBank genome assembly. Lineage: Eukaryota; Metazoa; Porifera; Demospongiae; Tetractinellida; Geodiidae.
AUGGUAGCCCAUGACCCGUACGCAGUAACCGACAUGUCGGAACUCCCUGAAUCGGCGUUUGCGCCACGGGAUUACCGCCGAGGCGAUCUGGUAACCGGGGAAAUCGUGCGCAUUGAUGCCGAAGGAAUCGUCAUCAGCGCCGGACUAAAGACCGAAGGAAUCGUACCGCCCCAGGAAAUGCGCACUUUGACCGACGAGAGACGGGCACUCAUGCUGCCCGGCUCGCGUGUUAUGGUCAUCCACCUCAACAACCGGGGGCCGGGCGGCAUGGCCGUCUUCUCAUUUGACCAAGCCCAGGAAAAACAGGUUUGGGAAGAUCUAAUCGAUCUGCACCAAAAGGACUCGGAAGUCGACGCCAAGGUGGUCCAGCACAAUAAGGGCGGUCUGGUCGUUGACUGGAACGGCGUCCGCGGUUUCGUUCCCUUCUCCCAGAUGGCGCCGGUGCCCAAGGAAGGGCGCAUCGAGCAUCUGGAUGCCCGCAUCGGCGAAGAGGCCCGUUUCAACAUUCUGGAGUUGGAUGCCCAACGCGAGAAAUUGGUGCUGACGGAACGGCGCAUCUGGCGUCAACUCCGCAACGAGGCCAAGGAACGCCUGUUGGAAGUGCUGGAGGAAGGACAGAUUGUUCAGGGAACCGUGCGCUCCAUGCGCGGUUUCGGCGCAUUCGUCGACCUGGGUGAUGCUGAAGGAUUGGUGCCCAUCUCCGAGUUGUCCUGGGCGAUGGUCAAGUCGCCGGAGGAAGUGGUUAGCAUUGGCGAUGAACUCACGCUCAAGGUUCUCCGCGUCGACAAGGAAAACAGCAAGAUUUCGUUGAGCCUGAAGCGGACUCAGCCCGAGCCUUGGGACUCAGUACCCGAGCGUUAUCAGGUUGGCGACGUGGUUGAUGGCACGGUUACGCGCCUGAUGGAUUUUGGGGCGUUCGUCAAGCUGGAGGAUUGGGUCGAGGGUCUCGUCCACAUCUCCGAGUUGUCCGCCCGUCGGAUGGAACAUCCCAAAGAGAUCGUCUAUCAGGGCCAGCAAAUCAAGGUGCAGAUCCUCAGCAUCGACACGGAGCGCAAACGCAUGAGCCUAAGCUACCGAAAGGUUUACGGCCUGUAG